AGCCAUGCUGUUUUCCUUCUGUCAUGCUGGAAUGGGUGCAGCGCAAUCCUUCCACAGGCUUAUUACAAAUGAACACAGUUCUCCAAUCUAUGCAAGGAUCACGCUUCACCUAUCCCAGUGUGAAUGACGCAACUGCAGCGGAGCCUUUAUCUAUGUCUGAGUGUCGGCUCAGGUCUGCGGGUCAUGGGAAACCUCAUUAAGGUUUUGGGAAAAGAUUUAGAAAAUUGUCCUCAUUUUUUCCUGGAUUUUGAAAAUGCUCAGCCCACUGAGGCAGAAACCGCUGUGUGGAAUCAAGUGAAUUCUGUGCUGGAGGAGGCCCAAGGUGUCCUGGCUGAGCUGCAGUCAUACAGGGGAGCAGGACAAGAGAUAAGACAGGCAAUUCAGAAUCCACUGGAUCUGCACCUACAAGAGGAGGCCUGGCGUGCUGUCUGUCCCUUGGUAGCCAAACUCAAGCGUUUCUACGAAUUCUCCCUUCGACUUGAGAAUGCCUUGCACAGCCUCCUGGAAGCUCUUACAUCCCCCCCAUUUGCCCCUACUCAACAUCUGGAGAGAGAGCAAGCUCUGGCCAAACAGUUUGCUGAGAUUCUGCACUUCACCCUUAGCUUUGAUGAACUUAAGAUGACAAAUCCUGCAAUACAAAAUGACUUCAGUUACUACAGACGAACAGUCAGUCGCAACCGGCUAAACAAUUUCCAGGUGGAUGCAGAGAGUGAUGUCAACAAUGAGAUGGCCAAUCGCAUGUCUUUGUUUUAUGCUGAUGCCACCCCCAUGCUGAAGACUCUGAGCAAUGCAACCACUAAAUUUGUGUCUGAGAACAAGUCUUUGCCCAUUGAAGACACAACUGACUGUUUGAGCACAAUGGCGUGUGUGUGCAGAGUAAUGCUGGAGACUCCAGGGUACCGCAGCCGUUUUACCAGCAACGAAACACUGCUCUUCUGUAUGCGAGUCAUGGUUGGAGUUAUCAUCUUGUAUGAUCAUGUACACCCAGUUGGAGCCUUUGCCAAAACCUCCAAAAUUGAUAUGAAAGGUUGCAUCAAGGUGCUGAAGGAUCAACCAUCCACAAGCACAGAGGGCCUUCUAAAUGCUCUGAGAUAUACAACCCGCCAUCUAAAUGAUGACACCACAUCCAAGCAGAUCAGAGCUUUGCUCCAGUAAUACACUGUGCAUUUUCACUGUAUUUGAGACAGCAAGGGGGGAGAGGGUUUUGUGUGUCUUGUGUUAUACGUUCCUCUUGCCUUUCUGCUCCCGUGUUCAAUAAUCUGCAGGUAGAGGAUAGUAAUCUUUAGAUUUAGUCCUUGCUGCAUCAAUGUUCUUUAUGGUCUCAAACAAAACAAUACACAGCAGCCAGUCCUUGCAGUAGCACUGCACUCCAAAGCCAGUAUGUAUAUCACAGAUUCUUUAUGUAAACAGUGCAUAUUACAUGUAGGACAUCCUACAAUGAAUUAUAAAGGAAAGUCUCUGUUAUCGCUGAAGCUCCUGGUUCUGUUCCCCUGUGUCCUAUAUUUAUCACACAUAGCUUGGUGUUUAUUAUUUUUGUUGUCAGGGGAAAUGUACACUGCACCACAAAUUCAUGUGUGAAUAUUUCUUUUUGUACACAUAUAAGUUGUGAACAUUAAUGCACAGCUAGUCAAAGUGCAUGAACUAAAUGCAUAUGGACCUGUCACCGAUUCCAAGAUAAUCUAUUUGGAAUCCUUCACCCAAAUCUGGCCAGCCGGUGGCUACUUACAGGUGUUUUGUAUUACAAAUGCUUCAUGUUUCUGCUUGAUUUUACAUACAACUUAAUGUACAUACAAUAACUUUUUCUUACUGAUUAUUCUUCAGUUUACUUGUUCUACAACUAAUAGUACCAUGGACAUGUAAAAAACUACUCCAAAGACGACUACACUUUUUUUUUUUUUUUUUGCAGUAAAGCAAUCGUAAAUUGACUUUAAUAGCGCCACAUUAAUUAUGUACCAAUUAUGUACCAUAAAAGAGCAUUGAUGAAUUAGCUGGAAGCAUAUCCAGACCUUUGCAUGUGUCUGUACAAAUCAUCAAAUUGUUAGUGUAAAAAAUGUACGUGUGUACAACGGAGUUUAAUGGAAACCUCAAAUUUAGCCAAGGGUGCAUCAACCUUAAAACAAAACUGUGCAACAACCAAAUUCAUUAAUGUAUAUAUAGUGUUAAAAUAUAGAAAGCACUUUCCAUAUUACUUCUCUGCAAUGUGAAGAUCAUGUACCAUAUAUAAUGUAAAACUGCACAAAGAUCAUCUGCAAUGCUGUGCAAAGUCUUUUUUACAUUCCUGUAUUAGAAAAUCAUGUGCAAUAAUUUACCAGCCUUCCAAGUUUUACAAAUUACCAGAUUUUAUCCCAUGAGAAUACAUAUCUACUGCAAACUCUGGUGCUGUUCAUGGGAGGUAAAUACGUAGAUAUUUUAUUCUACUGACUCAUGCUCAUAAUUUGACAGAUUACAAAGUAAUCCCCUAUUCUUCAGAGUAGCUUCAUUCCUAUUAUACUGUUAUAAAGAAUUUUUUUUUUUAUUAGUUGCAUGUAUCAUCCAAAAUAACAACGUGAACCUCUUCAAAUACCCAGCAUCUCCACUGAGUACCAGAAAAAGAUCUAAAACCGUAAAAAUGGAACUGUGCCAGGGACGUGCCUAUGAGUUGACUGCUUGAGAAAAAGCUAUACCACAGGGAAAAAUUAUGUUGUGAAUUUUGAACAAAUAAUAUUUUGCUAGCCUUUUAUUCAUUUGAUACAUGAGAUGGAGAUGAUUUACACCCAGAAGAUUGGUCAAGAAAUUUGAAGUAGCCUUAGUAACUCAUAUUUACAUUGUAUCUAUGCUCAACCUGAUGAUUCUUUGUCUGUGCUGCUGAUAAAAGGAGCAUAAAGUGUAGUGUGCCUGAGUUAAUGUUUGCAGUGCAACUGAUAUUGUAUACUUCAGACUCAUGCUGAUGUGGACAAACUGGCUAUUAAUACCAAUUUUUACUCUAUGUAUUUCACAAGACACAUUAUCAUAUAAUUGUCUCUGCAGUGAUUCUAAAGAAAAGGUCUUUGUAAAACUUCUCAUGUUUUACACUGUCUCUAAAUAUAUCCUUCAUCACAUUCAAUGUAAAUGAAUUUUAUUACAAAAAAAAUAAAAACCACUAUGAUGAUUGCUGCAUCUCAGAGCAGCUGACAAACUAA
Molecule: messenger RNA, 3158 nt
Organism: Xenopus tropicalis (tropical clawed frog)
Lineage: Eukaryota; Metazoa; Chordata; Amphibia; Anura; Pipidae
Exons: 11
Coding region: 124-1155 (343 amino acids)
Biological process (GO): regulation of actin filament polymerization
Cellular component (GO): membrane
Molecular function (GO): small GTPase binding
Source: RefSeq, a predicted model, not a curated record